AUGCCGCCCCCGCCGCAUCAAAAACCCGAGAAUGUCCUCAAGCGCGCCCACGAGCUCAUCGGCGUCGGCCAGGCUCCCGCCGCCUUGACCCUCCUGCACGAGCACAUCACCUCGAAGCGAUCACGAAAUGUCCCCAUCGCGUCGCUGGAGCCGGUCAUGCUCCUCCUCGUGGAGCUGUCCGUCGAGCAAAAGAAGGGCAAGCUGACAAAGGACGCCAUGUACCAGUACAAGAACAUCGCCCAAAAUAGCAACAUCGGAACCAUCGAGCUGGUCCUGAAGAAGUUCCUCGAGCUCGCUGCCGAUAAGGUCACCGCAGCCCAGGCCAAGGCCGACGAGGUCCAGUCCAGCAUCGAGGCUACCACUGGUGAGGCUGGCGUGGACGACCUGGAGGCUACCGAGACACCAGAGUCCAUCUUGCUUGCCACCGUUUCUGGCGAGCAGUCCAAGGACCGCACCGACCGCGCCAUCGUCACCCCAUGGCUCAAGUUCCUCUGGGAGGCUUACCGGACUGUCCUCGACAUCCUCCGAAAUAAUGCCCGACUCGAGAUCCUCUACCAGAGCACUGCCAUGCAGGCGUUCGACUUCUGUCUGAAGUAUACCCGAAAGACCGAGUUCCGCCGCCUGUGCGAGCUGCUCCGCAACCAUGUCCAGACCGCUGCCAAGUACUCGCAGCAGAUGCACGCCAUCAACCUGAACGACCCUGAUACGCUGCAGCGACACCUCGAGACUCGCUUUCAACAACUAAACGUGGCCGUCGAGCUGGAGCUGUGGCAGGAGGCCUUCCGUAGCGUGGAGGACAUUCACACCCUUCUCAACUUGAGCAAGCGCCCGCCGAAGAACAUCAUGAUGGCAAACUAUUACGAGAAGCUCACUCGUAUCUUCCUCGUCGGCGAGAACUACCUCUUCCACGCCGCCGCCUGGUCCCGUUACUACCAGCUUCUCCGCCAGUCCGCUACCUCUGUCGCGACUGGCCAGAGCAAGAAGUCCGACAACCCGGCUGCCACCGAGGCCGACCUGCAGAAGGCUGCUUCGUUUGUCUUGCUGUCGGCUCUGUCGAUCCCUGUCAUCAGCACCACGAGGUCCCGUGGUGCCAUGGUCGACUUCGACGAGGCCAGGAAGAACAAAAAUUCCCGCCUGACUCAUCUGCUGGGCAUGAACUCGGCGCCUACUCGAGCCGUCCUCUUCCAGGACAUCCGUGCCAAGCAGCUCAUCCGUCGUGUUCGCCCCGAGAUCCGCGACCUCUACAACAUCCUCGAGGUUGAUUUCCACCCCCUCUCUAUUUGCGAGAAGAUCUCGCCCAUCCUGGCUCAGAUCGGCGCGGACCCUGACAUGCAGAAGUACGUGCUGCCUCUGCAACAAGUCAUCCUGACGCGGUUGUUCCAGCAGCUAUCUCAAGUGUAUGAGACUGUCGAUUUGUCUUAUGUUGAGGGUCUCGCAAAGUUCCCUGAACCUUUCCAGGUUACUCGUGCCACAAUUGAGAAGUUCAUCAUGAACGGCAACAAGAAGGGCGAUCUCGCUAUUCGCAUGGAUCAUGCAACCGGUGUGUUGAGCUUCGACAAGGACAUUUUCUCGUCGGCCAAGGCUGCGAGCGCCGGCGGUGCCGGAUCUGCCGAAGCCGAGACUGGCGUCGGAUCUGUUCAGAGAUUGCAGAGUACCCCCGCAGAGAUUGUGCGGACUCAGUUGACUCGGUUGUUCAAGACCCUUCACACUACCUGCUACUACAUCGACCCCACGUUCAACGAGGACCGUUCCAAGGCCCGCCAGGCUGCCCUCGAUCGGGCCAAGGCAGGCGCUGAGCAGGAGCACCGUGAGAUUCUGGCUCGCAAGGAGGUCAUUCAGAAGCGCAAGGAGCAAGCCUCUGAGAUCCGAGCACGCAUCGAGCGGGAGAACGCCAAUGCCAAGCGUCUCCGUGAGCAACAGCUGCAGGAGGCUGAGGCGCAGCGACUGCAGCAGGAGCUCAAGGAGCGUGAGCAGAGAAGACUGCAGAAGGAGCGCGAAGAGAUCCACAAGAUCGAGAUCGAGAACACCAUCAAGGAGCUCAAGAUCGGAACCAAACAGCUUGGCAUUGAUCCUGACGACCUGGCCAACCUGGACAGCAGUCGUCUCCGUGCCAUCAAGCUCGCCCAGCUCGAGCGUGAGAAGAACGACGUCAAUGAGAAGCUGCGCAUCACUGGCAAGCGUAUCGACCAUCUUGAACGUGCUUUCCGUAAGGAAGAGGCUAAGAAGCUGGGCGAGGACUACGAGAAACAGCGAGCCCAGGAUGUCGCCGCCUAUGAGAAGACCAAGCAGGAGACCCUCAUCGAGGCCAAGCGGAAGCAUGCAGAGGCAGUGGAGCUUAAGCACCGUGUGGAACGUCUCGUUCCAUUCUACGAGAAGUUCAAGGAGAACCUGUACGAGCGUCGUCGUGACGAGUUUGACAAGAAGCGCCGUGAGGCAGACAGGGAGAUGGAGAAGGCAGUUGCUGCACGCAAGAAGGAGUUCCGGGACAGGAAGAUCCGCGAGAAGCGGGAGCGCGAGGAGAAGGAGCGGGCUUUGCGGGAGGCCGAGGAGAAGGCUGCCCGCGAGAAGGAGGAACGCGAACAGCGCGAGGCUCAGCGUCGCGAGGAAAUGGCGAGGAUCAAGGCGCAGCGCGACUCGGAGCGCCAGGAGGCUCUGGAGAAGGCUGCAUUGCAGGCUCGUCGCGAGGAGGAAGCUCUUGCGCGGCGCCAAAGGGAAAAGGAACAAGCCCGAACCAUCCCCGUCCGCUCAGCCGCACCCUUGGAACGCACCGACUCUGCCGAGCGGCCGUCGGCUGGCCCACCACGUCUGGCCCUGUCCGGUGCAGGUGGCAAGCCCAGCUGGCGUGAACGCCAGGCCGCGAAGGAGGCUGCUGGCGGUGAGGCUCCUUCGGACGCGCCUCCCGCACGCGCUACACCCCCACCGGUGGAGCGCGCCGCACCGGCCGAACGUGUCGAACGGGUCGAGCGUGCCGAACGUGCUCCUCCAGUUGAGCGCACCGAUUCUAAUGAGAGGUCUUCCGGGCCUCCACGUCUGAACUUGGCAGGACGCGGUGGCAAGCCUGCAAGCAGCUGGCGUGACCGUGAAGCUGCUAAGCGUGAGUCAGGCUUUGAUGCUCCUGCUGGUGACUCUGAGAGGACUGAGAGAAGCGCGCCUCCAGCUCGCCAGGGCUCUGGCAGGGGUGAGAAUGGGAGGGACGCUGCCCCAACUGAGACUCUGACGGCGUCGCGUGCCCCCGGCAAGUGGGUUCCAAGGCACCUCCGGGACCAGGCUGGCCAGUAG
Molecule: messenger RNA, 3279 nt
Organism: Diaporthe amygdali
Lineage: Eukaryota; Fungi; Ascomycota; Sordariomycetes; Diaporthales; Diaporthaceae
Product: eukaryotic translation initiation factor 3 subunit a
Exons: 1
Coding region: 1-3279 (1092 amino acids)
Biological process (GO): formation of cytoplasmic translation initiation complex; translation reinitiation
Cellular component (GO): eukaryotic translation initiation factor 3 complex, eIF3m; multi-eIF complex; eukaryotic translation initiation factor 3 complex, eIF3e
Molecular function (GO): mRNA binding; translation initiation factor activity
Source: RefSeq, a predicted model, not a curated record